Molecule: messenger RNA, 2625 nt
Organism: Drosophila ananassae
Lineage: Eukaryota; Metazoa; Arthropoda; Insecta; Diptera; Drosophilidae
Exons: 4
Coding region: 1-2625 (874 amino acids)
Biological process (GO): proteolysis
Molecular function (GO): nucleic acid binding; zinc ion binding; aspartic-type endopeptidase activity
Source: RefSeq, a predicted model, not a curated record
AUGACAACAAAGUGCAUCAAAGAUAUUUAUGAGAGCACAAUUCACAAUAAGGCGAAUUUAACAAAUACGCACAAAUUUCAUCGUUUGAAAUCUCUUCUGAUCGACGAGGCUGCGAAUCUGGUACGACAUUUGGCUAUUACGGAUUCAGCUUACAACACUGCAUGGGAGAGACUUAAUGAAAGAUAUAAUCGUCCACGGCACAUCGUGAAUUCACUAUUGGAGCAGUUUAUGAAGCUGCCAACAACAACAAGGUCGGAUACAACAACAUUACGGAAGGUGUCAGACGGCGCCAAUGAAAUAGUGCGUGGUUUGGAUGCCAUAGAGGAAACAGGACGAGACUGUUGGAUCAUCUACUUGACGCUGGAGAAGCUGGAUGCAGAUACUCGACGCAGGUGGAUCGAGCGCAGUGUGGAGACAGACUCACCCACACCGAAGGAAUUCUUCAAAUUUUUGGAUGCACGUUGCGAGGAACUAGAGCUCAGCAAGCGUGAAACAAUCGGAGGCAAGACUACAGCCUCAAUCGGUGGCAAGACAAGGAAGGUCACACAUUCGCUGGUUGUACUUGAAGGAAACAAGUGCAGCAAAUGUCAUUCUACAGAGCAUCGUCUGUAUGGAUGCCAACAAUUCUUGGAUAUGUCAGCAGGACAGAGGGUUUCGUUUGCCAAGGAAAACGCUCUAUGUUACAAUUGUCUGAAUCCUGGUCAUGGGGUCAGAAAAUGCAAAUCCACGUUCAAGUGCAGACAAUGUAAAGGUCAGCAUCACUCACUGUUGCACCUGCAACGCACGCAACAGGCUAUUGGAACAAUCGCUCAAACUGGUGAGGAUCAGGAGGAUCCUAGCGCACACUCAACGGUGACGACGAGUCACAUCGCCCAAGCAGAAGGUUCUGCAGCAAUUGUAUGUCCACAAGGCACCGCAAAUAUACAACAAUCAACAGGAUGGAACAGGAGCACCUUACCCACGGCCAUGGUAAACGUUCGCAAUGCAAAUGGAGAUUUGGUAGCAUGCCGACUCCUAUUGGACACGGGUUCAGAACUGUCGUACAUAUAUACAAACACUUGGUUUGGCUCGUACGCCAUCACCCAUACUGAUCAGCUGGUAGUCCAGGCUCAAGUGCUUGGAAGGAUUACAUCAUCAUUGGAAAGGCAGGCCAUCGACGAGUCUGCACUUCGAGUUUUCAACGAUCUGCAACUGGCAGAUUCACAAUUUAGCACAAAUGCCCCAAUUGACAUUCUUUUGGGCAGCGAACACGUUUGGAGCGUUACAACUGGGAGAAAGAUCUACGACAACAAAGGAAAGCUCAUUGCUAUAUCAUCAAUUUUCGGAUGGGUAAUUACAUCACUGCUUUCAUCACGCGCAUGCAGCGCUACGGCACUUACAACGACAAUAAACAUCGAUGCUUAUCUCAGAAGGUUCUGGGAACUAGAGAGCAUACAACGCAAAGCAGAAGUCCAACCUGAAGACGAGGAGGUGGAGAAACACUUUCUUGCAACACACACUCGAGACGAACAAGGCAAGUACAUCGUGGAACUUCCGUUUAAAGUAUCCGAAACACAAUUCGCAGAUACACUUCAACGAGCGCUGCAGAGGUUCAAAUCAGUUGAACGACGUUUGGCACAAAAUCAACAAUUAUGUAACGACUACGUGAAGUUCAUGAGGAAAUACCAGGAGCUAGGACAUAUGCGAGAAAUCUCACCGAGCGAAAUUCCCAAGGGUAGGAAUUUCUACUUGCCACAUCAUCCCGUAUUGGGUCGGAAACUUAGAGUUGUUUUCGACGGCUCAUAUCAAGACGCCAAAGGCAUGGCAUUAAACGACACGCUCUCGAUCGGACCGAGUAUUCAGCGAGAUCUGUUUGCUGUGUGCUUGCGAUUCCGUAUGUACAAAUACGUCUUUUCAGCGGAUAUAGUCAAGAUGUUCCGUCAAAUCUGGGACUUCUAUGUCGACGACGUUCUCACUGGAGGAAAUAGUGAGGAUGAGCUGCUACGCAACAGGGACGAACUCGUCCAACUGAUGUCCUGUGCUAACCUAGAGCUCGGGAAAUGGGUAUCGAAUACCAAACGCAUCGAAUCGGAGGAUAACACGGAUUCCUCACAAUCAUCAGUCAAAGUGCUAGGGCUGCAUUGGCACCCUAGAGAGGACACAUUGUCGUACAAUGUAAACCUAUCGAAAGACCCUCGCUGCACCAAGAGGCAAGUGUUGUCGGAUGUCUCACACAAACGCAUACAAGGCGAAGGCAAAAGUAACUGCCUAGCUGCGCAGACGACUGUCACGACGAACAACCCAUGGGAUAAGCUUCUCAAUCGCAACUCAUCUUGGCUGAAGCUUAUACACACACUUGUUAAUCGCAUGAAGCACCUAUCUUCGAAACAAACAUCGAAUUCUCUAACAUUCGAUGAGAUCAAGGCAGCAAGGAUUCGAUGGCUGCAACACGCUAAAGCUGGUUUUCAACAGGAGUUCCAGUUACUACGCGCAAACAAGGCUCUUGGGAACCAAUCUCAAUUGGUCAAGCUCUCACCAAUCAUCGACAAGGACAACCUGCUAAGAGUGGGUGGACGAAUCCAACAUUCACAGUUGUCAGCAGAGGCGAAGCAUCCUAUGUUGCUUCCAAAGAAUGCAUCGUUUUAA